AACAGGAGGAAGAAGCACUCUCACACGUGUUGCUUCACUGAAGUGUCAACAUGGGCAAAAGAAAGCAGAAUAAGCAGGUUCUAACUAACUUAUCCAAAAAACAGAAAAAGCAUUUGAAGGAAUUUGGAGAGGAGCACCCGUUUCACGAUGUAGUUAAUGAAAGACCUGAAAAAACUGAAAUAGUGGAACUGCCAUCAAGUCCAGAACAAUCUGAUACAGAGCCCGAUGAGCUGGAAGAAGAGGAGGAGGAAGCAGAGCAGAAAACAGCCUAUCAAAAACUUCUUUCAACUCUCAGCCAACCCACAGGUGAAGCUCAGAGUGAAGAAGAGGACAGCACAGAUGAUGAAGAAGAGGAAGAAGAGGAGGAGCUUCUUGGUGAAGAUUACAGUGACGUUGAGGAUGGAAGUGAGGAUGGUGAUGAAGAGAAAGGGGGAGAAAUGGAUCCUGCAGAUGGGGAGGAAGUUUUGGUGGAAGCAGGAGAAGGGGCAGAUGAGAGGAAGGAGGCAGGUGAUGAUGAGUUUGUAGACAAAGAACAUGAGUCCCAAUUCUGUCUGGAGAACAACUUCACGGGGAAAGGAGAACAGGAGGGAAUGCAGGAUGAAGAUGAAAAAGAUUUGUUUAUACAACAUUUGGACACAGAUCUUGAUGAAGAGGAUGUGAAGAAGAUAACAUCAGGCUGCAAAUCAAAGACUCAGAUUGCGUGGCCAAAGCUGGGAACUCUGCUCUGCACUAACCCCCUGGAGAAGUUUGGCCCUGUUGGACCUCAAAAAGACACAACCCUCCCAGUUUUCCACAAACUUGUGGAGACUCGCUGGAAGGAUCUGAACCAGACCCUCAAUCCUAAAGGGAAGGCUGAAGAGAUCAGUCCUCUCCAGCUGGAGCUGCUGGCCCUCAUGGGCACCUACAAGGAUCUGUACUACCCAGAGACAUGUCCUCUCAAACAGGGACCACAUGUGCGCAGUGCUUACUGCCUCCAUGUGCUCAACCAUGUACUGAAGGCCAAUUCCCGUGUCCUGGCUCACAACACACAACUGAAAGAGCGGAAAAGUAGGUCUAAAGCUGGAACCGAGCCUCAGGAUGAACUACGAGACCAGGGACUGACCCGGCCAAAGGUCCUGAUUCUCGCCCCAUUUCGGGGCAGCGCCCUGCAAGUCAUCCAUACGCUCAUCACCCUGCUGGAGACAAAAGGCAAGAAAGUGAUGGUCAGCAACAAGAAGAAGUUCAAGGAAGAGUUUGGAGAGGAGACAGACGAGAAGCCACCCAAUUUGCGGAGACCAGAUGAUUAUAACGCUAUCUUUACAGGCAACGUGGACGAUCACUUCAGGAUAGGUGUCUCCAUUUUGAAGGGCAGCAUGCGUCUCUAUGCCCCCUUCUACUCGUCAGACAUCAUCAUCGCGUCUCCAUUGGGCCUUCGCACUGUGCUGGGAGCAGAAGGAGAACGCAAGAGAGACUUUGACUUCCUGUCCUCUAUCGAGCUGCUGGUCGUGGAUCAAGCAGACAUCUUCCUCAUGCAGAACUGGGAGCAUGUGCUGCAUGUGAUGAAGCACAUGAACCUGCAGCCGCUGGACUCCCACGGUGUCGACUUUUCCAGAGUGAGGAUGUGGAAUCUGAACAACUGGGCCGGACACUACAGGCAGACGCUGGUUUUCAGCUCCAUUCAGGACCCGCAGAUCAACAACAUCCUCUCCAAACACUGCUCCAACUACCGCGGACAGAUUGUCAUAAAGAACAUACCGAGAACAGGUUCCAUCUGCCAGGUCCUGGUUCAGCUGCCUCAUGUGUUCCAGAUGUUUUCCUCUGACAGCUUCAUGGACCACGAUGCUCGGUUUCAGUAUUUUGUAGACAAAGUGCUGCCUCAGUACAGGGAUUCGGUCAUGUCCCACACUCUGAUCUACAUCCCGUCUUACUUCGACUAUGUUCGGCUGCGUAACUACAUGAAGAAAGAGGAGAUGAACUUUGCCAGCAUCUGCGAGUAUUCCAGCAAAUCGGAAGUGUCCCGAGCCCGCCAUUUUUUCCAAAAGGGGGAGAAGCAGUUCCUGCUCUUCACUGAGCGCUUUCACUUCUACAAGAGGUACACAAUCAAAGGGAUCCAGAACCUGAUAUUUUACGGCUUGCCCUCCUUCCCGCACUUCUACAGUGAGGUGUGUAACAUGCUGGCAGCGGAGAGUCAGGGGGAGGAGGCCAGCUGGACCUGCACAGCCCUCUACUCCCGCUAUGACACCUACAAACUGGCAGCUAUCACCGGAGCACAGCGAGCAGGACAGAUGCUGAACUCCAACAAGGCUGUUCACCUCUUUAUCACAGGAGGGGAAGACAAAAAUAUUUGAGACUGGAUGGAUAUGAAAAGGACCACUGAAGUUAAUUUAGCAUAGAUUAUCUACUGUGCUUAAUAAACAGGAAAGUUUCCACACACGCCAGGAAUAAAACACGUUUGUUGUUGCGGCUGGAGCCGUAAUUUGAGGAGACAUAAAACAUUCCUUUGGUUUGUAAAUAAGAUCAUUAAAUGGUCACUGAUAAGAUAAGAGUUGGAUGUUUAUUAUUAAAAAAAAGUUUCCUUACCUUUUAUUUGAUUAAAGUUCAUGUGUGGCAAUAUCUAACCAAACAUGGUCCUGAAGU
Messenger RNA from Archocentrus centrarchus (flier cichlid), 2616 nucleotides. RefSeq names its product UTP25 small subunit processor component (gene utp25). Gene Ontology annotation, cellular component: small-subunit processome; nucleolus. The record is from RefSeq and is a predicted model, not a curated record. Gene Ontology annotation, biological process: maturation of SSU-rRNA from tricistronic rRNA transcript (SSU-rRNA, 5.8S rRNA, LSU-rRNA). Lineage: Eukaryota; Metazoa; Chordata; Actinopteri; Cichliformes; Cichlidae. Gene Ontology annotation, molecular function: U3 snoRNA binding; rRNA binding. The transcript has 12 exons. The coding region runs from base 51 to 2327 and encodes 758 amino acids.